AUGCGCUGCUUGGAGCUCACGGAACUCAAGACCAACGAGGCCAUUCUCACCGGAGAGUCCGAAGACGUCACCAAAACGGUCUCCGCAGUUGACCCCGAUAGCCCCUUCGCCUCCAACUUGUGCUUCGCCAGCACCAUCGUCACCAACGGCAGCGGCCGGUGUCUCGUUUACGCCACGGGGAUGGAAACUCAAGUGAAGCGAAAGGCGAACGUGCGGAAGCUGCCAGCUGUCGAGACACUCGGCUGCUGCUCCGUCAUUUGUUCCGACAAAACAGGGACUUUGACGGAGGGCAAAAUGACAGCAACAAGACUAGUUGUCUUUUCGCGAAAGGAGUCUGCAGCAGCAGCAGCAGCAGCAGCAGCAGCAGCAGCAGCAGCAGCAGCAGCAGCAGGAAGCAAAGAGGAGCUUGAAAAGGAGACAAAGGAAGCAGCACAAGACUCAAAUGAAAUUAAAAAAGAAAACAAAAAUGAAAAUAAAAAUGAAAAUAAAAAAGAAAAUAAAAACUCUUUUGUUUUUGCUGUUUACCCCACAAAAGGCUUCGACCCCCACGGCGGCUUUUUCGAACUGCAAAAACUUUCCGAAGAAAAAAAGGCAACUAUUGCGGCGCUGCAUGCACAAGGGGCCUACAGCUCAUUUGGGCGAGUGUUAAUGGACUACGGUGCUGCUGACGCUGCUGCUGCUGCUGCUGCAGCAGCAGCAGCAGCAGCAGCAGCGGGGGACGCUGCUGCUGCUGCUGCUGCGCAGGCAGACGCAGCUGCUGCAGCACAACUUCGAGGACUUCUUGCUGCUGCUUUUCUAAAUUCGCAUUCCACCAAAUUGACAAGAGAUCCAAAAACAAAACAAUGGACCACUUCGGGCAACAUGAGCGAAGGGGCGCUGGUGGUUGCUGCUGCGAAGGCGGGUUUUGACGGGAGUUUGUUGGAAAUGUACCCGCGAGAAGCAGCACUUGAAGUUCCAUUUAAUUCAAGUCGAAAACUUUCUGCUUCUGUGCACAAGUUGCAAACCCCCAACAGCUUCUGCAGCCUCAGCUUCGCCCGCAGCAGCAGCAGCAGCAGCAGCAGCAGCAGCAGCAGCAGCAAGUUCACCCACGUCGCCAUCGUCAAGGGCGCCCCCGACAAGGCAAGCCCGGCCCACGCUGGACAAGGGCUUAGGCUGUACCGGCACUUGGGCUACAUGUUGCGGAGCGGCGAGGGCUGCUGCAGCAUGGACUGGAGCAGCAAAAUGAGUCAAGACGAGGGUUUAGAGAUUAAGCAGCAAAAUGAUGAACUUUCUGCUGCUGCUCUGAGGGUUUUGGCUGUUGCUGCUAAACCCUUAACCCCCGCGCAGCUCCAAACCCUCAAGGAAGCGGAAGGCGCUGACGAGCGCCUUCAGCAGAUCCUCGAGGAGCCCCAACGCGGUUUGCUGCUGCUGGGGCUUGUGGGGUCUUUGGACCCCCCAAGAGCUGGAGUGCAGCAAGCUGUGCUGCAGUGCGGAGCAGCAGGAAUAGAAGUGAAGAUGAUAACGGGAGAUCAGCUGAAGACUGCAUGCGCAGUUGCUGCAGAGCUGGGCAUACUGCAGCAGCACCAGCAGCAGCAGCAGCAGCAGCAGCAGCAGCAGCAGCAGCAGCAGCAGCAGGGGGAGCAGCAGCAGCAGCAGCAGGAUGAUGCUGCCAUUUUGUGUGCAAGGCUGCACCAAGAUGAUGACCCUUCACUCCCCUUCAAGCCCAAUGAAGAACUCGACCCUCUCGUCGCCAAGUCAGCCUCUAGGGUUUAG
Eimeria necatrix is the source of this 1752-nucleotide messenger RNA. RefSeq names its product P-type Ca(2+)-ATPase, putative. The transcript has 8 exons. The record is from RefSeq and is a predicted model, not a curated record. Bases 1 to 1752 code for a protein of 583 amino acids. Lineage: Eukaryota; Apicomplexa; Conoidasida; Eucoccidiorida; Eimeriidae. Gene Ontology annotation, molecular function: nucleotide binding.